GCCACCGCCACCACCGCCGCUACCGCCACCGAGGAGCAAGAUGGAGCUGUCUGCAGUGGGGGAGCGCGUCUUCGCCGCCGAGUCCAUCAUCAAGCGGCGCAUCCGAAAGGGGCGCAUCGAGUACCUGGUGAAGUGGAAAGGCUGGGCCAUCAAGUACAGCACCUGGGAGCCCGAAGAGAACAUCCUCGACUCGCGGCUCAUCGCGGCCUUCGAGCAGAAGGAACGAGAACGUGAGCUGUAUGGGCCCAAGAAGAGAGGACCUAAGCCUAAAACUUUUCUUUUGAAGGCUCGGGCCCAAGCGGAGGCCCUCCACAUUGGGGAUGUACACUUUUCUGUCAAGCCUGGCUCCAGCACCUCAUCUCCUAAGCUUCACUCCAGUGCUGCAGUGCACCGGCUCAAGAAAGAUAUCCGGCGAUGCCACCGCAUGUCCCGGCGCCCUCUGCCCCGUCCAGACCCCCAGAAUGGUGGGAGUGUGGGUGGAGGGGCUGGCAUCCGUCCCCCUGUCUCACCCUUCUCUGAGACCGUCCGCAUUAUCAACCGCAAGGUGAAGCCCCGUGAGCCCAAGCGCAGCCGCAUCAUCCUCAACCUCAAAGUCAUUGACAAAAGUGGGAAGCCUGCCAAUGGGGCUGGAGGCCUGGCUCGGCCCAAGAUCCCUUCCCGAAACCGUGUCAUCGGCAAGAGCAAAAAGUUCAGUGAGAGUGUCCUCCGUACCCAGAUCCGCCACAUGAAGUUUGGCGCCUUUUCACUCUACAAUAAACCGUCUGCUGCACCUGCCCCCUCUCUGGAGGGCAAAGGGGAGGCUGAAGGUUCCCAAGCGGCCUCCUGUGGGCUCAUUAUGGGCUCCACCCCUUACGAUGCCCCCAGCUCCAGCUCCUCUGGCUGCCCCUCACCUGCCCCCCACUCCUCAUCUGACCCAGAUGAUUCCCCUCCGAAGCUGCUUCCCGAGACCCUCAGCCCAGCCAUCCCUGACUGGCGUGAGUCAGAGGUCCUCGACCUCUCAAUCCCGCCUGAAUCAGCUGCCACCAGCAAGCGCUCCCCUCAAGGAGGGUGUGGUGGGGGGCAGACGCCCUCCUUGUCCCUUUCUUCUGACCCAGAGCAGGAGACCAGCGAUUGGCGUCCCGAGAUGUCACCUUGCUCUAAUGUGGUGGUCACAGAUGUCACCAGCAACCUCCUCACAGUCACCAUCAAAGAGUUCUGCAACGCGGAGGAUUUUGAGAAAGUGGCAGCAGGUGGCGGAGGAGGCAGCAAGUGAGCAGCCAGGUCCCCCUACUCUGGGAGUGUGGGGGGAGCUCUACCUGUGGUUGUGUGAAUGGCUGUCCUUAGUUCUCUCCUUCUCCCCUUUGCUGUCCCUCUGCCCUCACCACCACCCUUCUUCCUCCUUUCUUCCUGCCCACUCCCUCUUGCUCAGAGGCUGUGGCAUUGCAGUGGAGAGGACAGGGGCAUCCAAUGUUCCUGGGUGCCACUGCUGCUGGGGGAAAGUGGGGAGGUUGUGGUGGGGCUGGGGAGUGGUUGUUUGUCCUUGAAUGUGGUGUUGUCCAACUGGCCAUGGAGCCUUUGAGGAUGAGGGGUCAGUGAAUGUGUGUAUGUGUGGGGGUGGUGGGGAAGGUGCUCUUCCCCUCCUUCCCCUUCCAUCUUUCUCUAAAAAUGAAGAGGAGCUCCAGACCCUUGAGAGGGGGUUGUAAGAGGAUUGGAGCCCUCACCCACUCCCCCUAAGCCUUCUCCAACAAUGUGCAUGCAGUCUCUUCCGUUCCUCUUGUUUUUCCUGCUGCCGUGACUCUGAUCCUACUGUCUUCCCCCUUCUUGGCUUGUGGCCUGGAUCUGCCAACUCAUAUGCUGCAGUCAUGGCAGUGGCUGAUCCAGAGGCCCACAGAGCAGUAGGGAGAGGGGGAGGUGAUGUGUCAUGCCUAGAAGGUGCUUGUGACAAAGCUGGGGUGGUUGGGCCCUGCCCCAUGCGACGUAUGCCCCACACUGGCUUCCCUUUUGGCUAUUGGUGCUACCUUGGCAGUUGUAUAGGCACUUUCAUGUGGUCUGGUCCCUCCUCUUUGUAUCUUCCAACCUGCCCAGCCUUGCAGGGGGAAGGGAGGAAAAGGGGAGUUCUACUUCUGGCCCAGAUAUUCCUCCUCAUGUUCUCAUUACUUGCACUUGCCUGGAGGAGAGGGCAUAAAAUGCCCUUCCCCAGCCUUUCUGUGAUGGAAGUGGGAGCUGGCUGCACAUCCAUCCUUCAGUUUGGGAGAAGAUAUGCUGAUGGUGCGAUGCUCCCCCAGCUGGGUGAGGCUGAUCUGCUUUGUGUGUCAGCUUCCCCUGAACCUUUUUGCUUCCUGCCUACUCCACUCCCUCAGAGGGAGGGAGGGACGCUAAUGCUGGUCCUCUGUUCUUGUUUUUUUCAUCUCUUUUUUUUUUCUCCCCUUUUUUGUGGAUAGCCUGGAAGAAGGCUUCCCUUUGCCUUUCAGGAUCUGAAAUGGCCCUUACAACUGUCAACCAAAGGUGCUAAUAAGAUAACUUUCUCACAUCAUAUGCAUGUGUGUUGAUUUCUCCCCACAGACACACACACCCAAAUUCCUGUGAGUUGAUCCAGAAAUCUUUACCCCUUGCAAGUGGGAGGAAGCAAGACCAUAACUUGUCAUUUUUUUUUUACCUGUAGUUCCUUCUUGCCCUUUCUUGGACAUGCUGUUCAUGUCCCAAAUAAGUUCUUUAUUUCACCUGCCUUUUGUGGCUUGCUUGAUUUCUGUCACUCCUAAGCUUCGCGGUGUAAUACCAUUCCUUUGCUCUCUCUUGCCCUACUUGCCCAUGGCUGAACCUGUAGGUGCAAGGAAAAGAGGUGCUGAAGUAUCAGUCUGUGGGAGACUCACCUUCUCAGCUCUGUCCCCUGGGAUGGGUCAGAGGGGUGUUACUUUCACAUACAUGCUGCAGAGGUGAAAAGGGUGGAAAAAAUUCCCUGCAUCAGGGCUCAUCUAUGUAAAAAUUUGUCCUGGACAAGCAAACACAAGUGGAAUUCACCCCUUUGGUGCUUGUGCAUGAGGACACUUAGGAGCUGGAAGCUAUCAGCUGUGAGAAGUGUUCUCGUGUGAAGUAGUGAUUUUGUGGUUGUAAUGGUCUGAGGGUAGAAAUGAGGCAGUUUGUGGGAGAGAGGUAAUAUUUAUUUGUGCAAGUGGUACAGUUGUUAUGGCAGAGGAAGACCAUCUUCUGACCUUAAUUAGGGCUUCUGUGCCCAGAGCUUGUCUCUUCCCCUCCUCCAACUCAUCAGUUGGUGUAAUAAAAUCUUAGCUGCUCUUCCCACAAACAUCGCCUCACAGAGGGUAGAGUUCAAAAUUGCAGAGCAUGAUGAAUUCAAACCAGUUGUGGUUCAGUGCUUGUGUAGACAGUCUGAGGGGGGAUUCCAGGUGCUGUUAGUCCCACCCUUUGCAUACCUUUCCCCUCCCUACCCCUUGUUCAGAAAGCUUAGUGGACUUCAUGGGGAAGCAGUUGCAUUUAUAACUGAAUUUGGGGAUGGGGAGAAAAAAAAGCUUCCCCAAUUCAUUCACCAAGCUAAGGCUUCCUAUAACUUGUUGGAAUUGUGUGUGCGUCUGUAUUAAUACCUGUCUGUAUUUGUGUCUUUAUUUUUGCAUCUUUCCUGUGCCUGACCCACCUAAGGAUCCCUUAUUUUAACAUAGCUUAUCCUUAUGACUGCAGCCUCAAAAGUGAGCAGGUUGUAGCUAUGGGGAAAAGCUCUAUCUUAGGGAAAUAGCAAGAAGAUUCUUCUUUCUUUCUUUCUUUCUUUCUUUUUUUUCCUGUCUAAACAAAUAACUGUAAUCUGAGGCUGCAAGAUAAGAGGAACUUCUUUAUGGGGUGGAUGCAUACUGGCCAGUCACUUUUCUUGAUUGUUAAGUUACUGUUUGGUGUGUAUGUGGUGAUGUGUUUUGUUUUGUGGUGAUGAGAUUCUGAAAAAAAAAUUUAAGAGUUUAAGUGGGAGAUAAAAGGGAACUUGAAUAGGAAACUCUUGAUGUAUUUUGGCCAAGAUGUGUUCGCUUGGCAGAAUUCUUUUCCUCAGUGUCUCUUGUAUGGUGUUCUUUGGGGGCAGGGGGCAGGAAUUGUUUAAUGAAGGGUUUUUGCCUUUCUCCAGAGUGACAAGUAAGGGGAUUGUCUGUGAAGAGCAAAACAGUGGGUCAUUGUAGGGAUACUCCGUGAGGACCUUCUUCCUGAGGUGAGGCAAUAAGGGUAUUUGUUGUGGCAAAGGAACUCGUGCAGCAGAUCCUCUUUGUGGAGGAAGAAAGGAGUAUGAUCCGGAUUGCAGACAUAGCUCAGCCACUUGUGUGACAAAUCUCUUCUUGGAUGGGUCGCCAGGUGGGAAUCAACCCUGAACCUCUGGAUCUGAAAUCAAGAUCCGGUGCUGUUUUGAGUUAAGAGAUCUGUUAACUUGAAUGCAGCAACAGUCUCAAGUGGACAAGCCACUUGGGGCUGACUAACCUACCUUUGCAUUCACAUGGUUUACGCUCCUCCCCCUAAAUUUUUAUUCCUGCUCUUUACUGGAGAUGGGAAGGAAGAUCUAUCCAUGCCCUUUAAAGAAGGCAUGGGGUUGGUGGAGGAGUUCAUUUGAAAGUAUCCCCUUCCUUUCCCCGUAACCCCUAGAAAAAAAACAAAAACAGGGAAAUAUUCUCUGUGUCUGUGCCAUGUUUGUUCUCUUGUUGUUGUGUUUUUAGAGGAGAUUUUAUGAUGGAGUGGAAAAAGUGAAAUGAUUAGUUUUGCAUAAAAAAAGAAAAGUAAAAAAAAAAAAUUUCUACAGGGAGAAAGCGAGAGAGAGUUUAAAAAUGAAUAAUAAAUGCAGUGAUUGCACAAACUGUAGCGGUCUUAGAUGGUCCUUAGAGAAAAGAGUAUUUUGUAGUAUUGAAGCAUGUAUGUCUGGGAUGGUGUUUGGCUUGCUUGAACUGGAGAGAAAGGCAUUCUGGGACUAAGCAGCAAUCUGAGCUGAAAAGGCAAGUUGCAUGUUGGAGGAACCCUGUCUACAAACCCUUCCCGUCCUUGCCUCCCAAGUGUUGGAGUGAGUUUCCUUCCCUCCCCUCCCAUACCUUUCCUGUGAGCUAAGGUGGAGUCUUCAAAUCAUUUUCUGGCCAAGUGGCCCUCAAAAAUGGUUGAUCUUGUUCUGCCAGAAUCAGGCCAGCAACAUAGAAACAGUUGACUUUGCAUGCACAGCAAGCUGCUAAGACUUGGGGUUGGCAUGUACCUUUCUUGCCAAAUUGCUGUCUUUUCUGUUUUCCUUCCCCUGUAUCCAAGCAGGAUUAAACAUGAUGGGCUUAUCUCCUCAGAAACAGAUAUGCCUCCCCUCCUUAGGGUUUCUUAGCUUCUCCCAGUGUCAGUUCUGGGGAGUGGCAUUUUUCAUACAGGAUUCACCCCAUUAGGACAAAGGACUGAAUCCCAUCUGUUUGGAGUCCAAUGUCUCACCUCUGACAGUGGCCAGAUCUUCAGGAGAAGAUGAGAGCUGCUUUGUGUGCUGAUAAGUUUCUGCCAAGUGAGGCAUACCUUGUCCUUGAGACUGCCAGAGACCAGCAAAUGCUGGAGGAGCUGGAGAGACAAGGGUCCUGAUGGGAUUUCACUUGAGUAGGAUUGCAUUCUUCUGCCCCAGCUUUAUGGGGGGUGGGAAGGAAGAGGUGUCCUAACAUUUCUACAAAGUGAGGAGGUGGCUUUUGUGUAUUGGCUUCCCCAUCCAAGAUGUCUCUGUCAUGUGUUCAUCUGGUGUGUGGGAGAGACUGCAAGGAAGAGGGAAGCAACCAGAUGUUUGUGUCUGAACUAAAGGUGGCAGGCAGGGGAUGCUAGGAUAGUCUUACUUGUCUGGACUUCUCUUGUGCCCUUAGGUGUGAAAUGGCAGGUAAAGGGCGUAUCCAUGCCUCCCAUAGCCUGAGGUCUUUCUGGGACCUUUUUUUUCUCUGCCCACUGAGCUCUGCUAGUGGUUGCCUCAGCCUUCAACUUGGAAUGGCAGCCUCCUGUCUUGUGUUCUCUUCUCCUCGCAAAGCAGGAAUAGAGAUGUGUGAAGCUAAUGAGAUGCAAGUUCUUUUCGGGGUGGGAAAACAUAGAAAUAGACUGCAGCGAGCAGGCCCAGCUGUAGUGAGCCAUUAGCUUAAUCUGUUUUCAGAAGGGAAAGGGAGCAUUUCUCCAUGUCUCCCAUUACCGAAGUUCCCAGGGAGAUUUAUGAAACAAAAAACCCAAUCCAGCCCUUUACCAGGUAGGAGCUGUCUCUGAGCUGAGUCUUCCUAGGGAUUUCACUCCCUUUCACAGCCCCUCUUUGUAGAGGAGGUUUCAGCAGCUCACACCUCUUGGGGACCUCCCAGCAGGGAGGAACAGCUUUCUCUGGGUUGCUGUGCUGAAGGAUAGUGUCCCAAGUCCCACGUGCUUCUACCCACUUCAGUGGCUUUAAGGUUAGUGAGACUGCUUGGGGGCAGAUCUUUCUUCCCAGAGAGGUGUAGCAAACCUGGAGUAUGUGUCUGGCUAAGUGCUUAUUUGUCCCUUGCCUCCUUCCCUACCUUCUGACAAGACUUCUUCCUCCUUGCCUGGUGCAUCCUUUUACUCCAAUGUUGCUUGCUUUUUGCUGCAUUUUUCAAUCGCCCAAUAAUCGUGCAAGAGCUGGGAUCUUAUUUACUUUUUAUAUAUAAAUAUAUAAAUAUAGAAGAAACCCCCUCUCCCUUCUUUCCCUCCUCCUUACCCACCACCCCAUGUGUAGCCUGUUCUGAUCUCUGUUCUGAAAGCAGUGUUGUAGAGGAUUGACUUGGGGCUGGGGAUUAGGUGCCUCCUGGCUUCUGUUCUUUCUUGGUUUGCUGUGGCCUUUUUGCCAGCUGUUUCACUGCCCUGUGCCUCUGUCUUCCUAGUAUAAAAGUGGCAGUGGGUGGAGGGGGCGAUCCCACUGAGGGUGCUGGGAGGUUGACUCCAAUGAUGUUUGCAGAGACCUAGAGGAGUGCUGAGCAUUGCUUCAGAAGUCCCCCUCUCCCUGUCUGUGGUUCCUUCUGUAGAUAACUUUAACGACUUUAUUUCAUUGUUGCUUUGGGUUUGCGCAAAUAAGUGACUUAUUUUUUUUAUGUUCCUCCCCAGAGUGCAAUGAGUAUGGCUUCUUUUUUGGGAUGUGGAUGGGAGGAGGUAUUGGCAUCUGUCUCCACCCUUACCCCCAAACCUCCCCCCCAUCCUGCAUCCUUCUGUCCCUUUCUAAUGCUGGCCUCUGUCAGACUGACAUGUCUAGUGGGGUUUGUGCCCUUAUCUGUGCAGGGGCGAUGGCCCUGGCACUAGCAACUUCCCAGGCAUUCUGCAUAGUGGAUCUAAUGUGCCCUGUGUCCUUUCUUAUAGAGGUGUUCAGGAGCCUUGAGUUCUUCUUCCAAAUUUCUCCUUCCAGGAGUGAAAGAUGAUGUAGUUAAUCUGAUCCUCCUGUGGUGGUGGAUUGUCCCUGGCAGUUCUUCUGACCCUUCUGGCUUGUGUGGUGUGAAAUGAAAUGCUUCCAGGCUGUCCUUAGGGUGGGAGUUUUACCUCCUCCUUGGAGUGUUGCGUUUUCCACCCUUCCCUUCCAAGGGCCCACCUGGGAGCCCCAGAAGAGGCAGUGCUGGGGGUGGAGUUAUUGGGGAAUUCCCUCAGCACUCCUGGGCUGAGGGGAGCCAGAGUUGGGGAGAGGCUGGAAAGCACAGAGCAGAGGCUGUAAUGUAGUAGAAGAGAGAAAGAAAUAAGGUGACAGAAGAGCAGCUAGAUGCAAUCAGAGUGAUACCAGCUUCAGAAAUGACUCAAAUUAUGUCUGGUGGGAGGGAAGGGGCCUGGGAACAAGUAGUUGAAAAAGCAUUUCCUUUUGCAGGGCCCUGUUCCAGCAAAUUGCUAGAGCACGUUCUUGACUUCAUUCCUUGUUCAGCCAAGCACUUAAAGCUUGCAAUAAACUUUCAGGAGCGUUGUUCACUGCAUCAAAGCACUUCAUGGGGCUUUGGGGCCUCAUGUGAGUAGCAGGGCUUUUACUAACUCCAGAGCAAACACCCAACUGUGCCCAAUUCUGCAGAGGUGCUGCGGGCUUCCUUGCAGGUCAAGGCAGCAGGUGGGUUCUCAGUUCUUUGUCUGCCUUGGAGUAAGUUUGCUGCUGCAUCCAGGCAUACUUGCUGCACAGGAGGAGGUAGUCUUGGAUCAAGUUCUUAAGCAGAACAAAAAUUUGCCAUGAUGUUCUUAGAAAAAAAGCUGGAUUUUUUUGUUGUUGGGCUGGUUUUUUGGGUUUUCUUGUUUUUGUUUUGUUUUGUUUUUUGUUUCCUGGAGCUAAACAACUUGACCUGCCCUUCCCCUCUUCUGCUCACUUACCCCUGCUAUUAAACCUUAUCUUCUCCUUAAGAAUAGAGAAUUCUCUGUUUUGGGGAGUGUAGUGUUUUUGUUUCAUUUUCUUUCCUUCAUUUGUUUUGGGGUAGAAAGUUGUCCAGUGGUGGUGGAGGACAAGGGCCUGCCUCAUCUGUUUCUUCCUUUCACCUUCCCCAGUGCCAAGCUUAGGCAUCAAGUCCUGCAGAUUUCUGCAAAUAUUUAACUUGGAGCAGGCAAGUUAUCCUAUUGAACUCUGUGAUGCUUGAGUGCUCCAGGUUCACACUGUGCUUGAGUUUUGGCAGCAUCAGGACCUUGUUCUUUAUCUAACAGGAUGUCAGACCUAACUCCUAGAGUGGUAGUGGUCCUGAUGCAACCCAUCUGUCUCUUUAUUUCCCCUCACUUGGCACAGAGUGAAGGUGGUGAUUUUUUUUUUUUUUUAAUUUAAAGUAAACCUAAAUAUGUAUCUUGUAUUUUUUUUUAUUUUGAAAAAAAACAUUUAAUUAAAAAUUGUGCACGAAUGAAUUGUAUAUCUAUAUAUUUUUUUGUCUUACAAUUUUCAUUUUAAAUAUAGUGUUUGCAUUUUCUUUGUUUUGUUUUUGUUAAUCCAGUUCCCAGCUGGCUAAACUCUGUCUAGAGUGGAUGGGUGGGAGGCAUAGCCACUGGGGGGGGGGAUGAUUUGAUCACCCCUUCCUUUGGUGCUUCCCAUAAGAAAAUGGUUUGCUCCAGGUUUGGGGGUGGGGGUUGUGCUAAUUACUCUUGUAUUCUUGUACAUUUUGUUCUUUCUGCUGCUCUUGAAUAUUGUAUCAAUGCCAGAAAUGGGGAGUUAAAAAAAAAAUAACCCCAAUAAAUUGUUACAUUCCAAAA
This is a messenger RNA of Rhea pennata, 9138 nucleotides long. It is a transcript of the gene CBX6, whose product is annotated as chromobox 6. NCBI's taxonomy places the organism in Eukaryota, Metazoa, Chordata, Aves, Rheiformes, Rheidae. Gene Ontology annotation, cellular component: chromatin; PRC1 complex. Gene Ontology annotation, molecular function: chromatin binding. The transcript is spliced from 5 exons. The record is from RefSeq and is a predicted model, not a curated record. The coding region runs from base 41 to 1252 and encodes 403 amino acids. Gene Ontology annotation, biological process: negative regulation of transcription by RNA polymerase II.